UGCAGACCGAUGUUUACAAAGAGGGCUCUUGAUAAAGCAGGGGGUUUGCAAAGAUUGUGUUGCUAAUUGCAUUAAAAAAUCGAGCUGCGGAAGGCUGGUCAACUUUGGAGGCACAGAGACAGAAGAAGGAGAAAGCUGCAGCCGAAGCGAGAAGCAUCUCAGUGAAGGAAAAGAUCUGGGGAAGAGAACAUCUCACUGCCAGCCGCUCCAGAACAGCCUGCUUCUGCUUCCCGUCUUCUCUCUCCCUCCCUGGCUUUCUCUUCCCCGUUCUUGUGUUCCCUUCUCUCUUUCUCCCUUCUGUCUCCUUCCCUUCCUCCCUCUUUCUUGCUCUCCCUUCCCCGGCAGACUCCCCUCCAGAUCCGUGCUGCCUGCUACCUACAAACUUUUUGGAGCGGAUCCCCUUAAGCCAGCAGACAAGUGACUGCCGCUCUUCUGCCUUCGGCUGCUUUGCUCGUCAGAGAGGCGAUACCACAAGAGGUUUAACUAUUUCGGCUGAAACUUGGGAGACAGUUUUUUGUUUUUGUUUUAAAUCUACCCUUUAAUUGCGCAGCCAAACGCUCUUAGUGCCGGGUGUUAAGAGUUUGAUGAGUGGCAAUGUGUAGCAAAGCGAUCCUAGCACUACUGGUCUAUGGGAUAAUAAUGCACUGCAGCGUCUACUGCUCACCUGCUGCUGGAUUUCAAUACCCUGCGCUAAGGAUUUCUCAGGAGGCGUCUGAAUUCUUGCCCUUUGCUUUCCGGGCUAGGCUGGAAGAUGAAGUUUAUGACGAGGAUGGAAACACGCUGCAGGAUUUCGCCUUUGACAACGACCCCCUUGGCAUAGCGAACCCUUCAUCCAUGAUAGACGACAUGUACACCCUGUACUACCCACCGGAAAAGAGGCACGCCGAUGGGAUAUUUAACAAAGCCUACAGGAGAGUUCUGGGUCAGCUAUCCGCUAGGAAAUACCUACAUUCUUUGAUGGCCAAACGGGUGGGCGGUGCCAGCGGCCUGGAGGACGACUCGGAACCGCUCUCCAAACGGCACUCGGAUGGCAUCUUCACAGACAGCUACAGCCGCUACCGGAAACAAAUGGCUGUCAAGAAAUACUUGGCAGCGGUCCUGGGGAAAAGGCAAUGUGACGCAGGAUGCAGUUUGCAGCUUUUCGUGCCUUUCUUCGCCUUUUAAAUCGCCACGAAUUCACAGAUGGCUAUUUAGUGGCCCUACAAUGCUGCAACACAUCAGCUUGCAUUUUAGUCUUAAUUAUUUGUUCUUGGAUAAUCGGCAGACGUUGCUGUAUUUGUGUCAGCUGUGGUAUAAUGAAACAGGGCUCUAUUGACGUUUUAUUUAUGAACUAUCAUUUCGAGUUCAGUGGCUAGUUGCAAGCAUUAUAAAGUGAUCACAUAGGUUAUCCUCUGUAUAAUUUUUAGAAAAACCAACAGCCUUACUAAAACGGAGCAGAUCUGAGAUACAGUGAUAAUUUAGGUAGAUGUUAGUCUUGCAGAUCUUAUUUUGUGUGCAACUGAAUAUAAAAAUAACUUAAAGUAUUAUUACACACAUGAUAUAUAUAACUAGGACUUUGAUAACUGUUAUAUAAAGUGUGUAAAGUUUGUAUUAAUAAAUUUUUGUAAACAAUGCAACUUUGUCUAAUGUUUGGGGGAGAAAUCUAGCAGUUAACAGUGAAAGCUGUAUUUCAUUUAAAAUCUAUUUAAUUAGUUUAAAUUUAAAGCAAUAUUUUCUAACAUUUUUUAUGUCUGGAAUAUCUUUUUUUUUUUUUUUUUUUACUAAGCCUUCACAUAUUUUCAUCAGAUGUCCUCUAAUCUUUUAUUGAUGGGUUACUUCUAUAUUCAAGUAGACUAAAAAGUAAUUACUGAAGUAGAAAAAUCAAGCUUCAUGCGCACUAGAUAAAUAAGCUUGCCUAAAAUUUACAGACAAAAACCAGCCAAUGUCCUAGAAUAGCCUUUCCCCCCCAAAGUAUUUAACAAUUCCUAUACUUAGGAAUUGCUUAUACUUGCCAAACAGGAAAAGCUUAAUGGAACUUUCACCUAAACUCCUCCAAUGAACAUUCUGGUACACAAAAAUAUACUUUGUAAUAUUACUUGUCUUGGGGGAGGGCAACACCCUUGUACUGGGUUUAAAUUAUAUCAAGUGAAAACUUGGCUGUACUAAAAUAGCUAUACUGUAGCACAUGAAGAGUUAAUUAGGUUUCUUAAAUAGAAAUGUAUCUGGUAGCUAUAUAUAAAAAAAGGGUAUUUGCAGGCUGGUUUGUCAAUACAAAGUCCACUCAGAAAAUUCUACAGGGAAAUCUUCAGUUAAACGUUUCAAGAAUACCUGGAAAAUGCUGACAUCACUUUGUGCAUGCCUAUGAUCAUUAAUGCUAUGGUAGCUCAGGGAUCUAUUGAGGUCCCUUCCAGUCCUACAUUUCUAUGACUCUAUGACUGUACUUAAAUAUUUUGGGAAAGGCCCAGCAAUUUAGUUUAAAUUUUUUCUAUCUGAGAACAAACAAAUGUGCUGUUCAAACCUCAGAAGGGUCACUUAAAUAAAAAGUUUAAGCCACAGGAAUACAUUACAAAGUCCCAGCAAAAUUUUAAAAUGAAUCUCCAAGAUUUUUCAUUUUUUUAACCAAAA
Molecule: messenger RNA, 2604 nt
Organism: Chelonia mydas (Green sea turtle)
Lineage: Eukaryota; Metazoa; Chordata; Testudines; Cheloniidae
Gene: ADCYAP1
Product: adenylate cyclase activating polypeptide 1
Exons: 6
Coding region: 595-1164 (189 amino acids)
Biological process (GO): positive regulation of ERK1 and ERK2 cascade; neuropeptide signaling pathway; positive regulation of protein kinase activity
Cellular component (GO): extracellular region; neuron projection; perikaryon
Molecular function (GO): pituitary adenylate cyclase activating polypeptide activity; peptide hormone receptor binding; neuropeptide hormone activity
Source: RefSeq, a predicted model, not a curated record